AUGUCGCUAGAAUGGCUUGACAAACAAGCUCAAGACUCUGUGAUAUAUGUUUCUUUUGGCACAACGACUUCAUUGUCCGAUGAUGAGAUCCGAGAACUAGCUAAUGGUUUAGAGAAAAGCAAACAAAAGUUUAUUUGGGUUAUACGAGAUGCUGAUAAAGGAGAUAUUUUCAAUGGUGAAGUUAGGAGAGUUGAAUUGCCUAAAGGAUUUGAAGAGCGACUUCAAGAAAAAGGAUUGGUGGUGAGAGAAUGGGCACCCCAAUUAGAGAUACUGUCUCACCCUUCAACAGGUGGAUUUAUGAGUCACUGUGGCUGGAACUCGAGUAUGGAGAGCAUCACCAUGGGAGUUCCUAUGGCUACAUGGCCAAUGCAUUCAGAUCAACCAAGAAAUGCUGUACUAGUAACAGAGGUGCUAAAGACUGGCAUAAGCGUAAGGGAUUGGGAGCUUCGUGGUGAGCUAGUAACGUCUUCAACUAUUGAAACAAGUAUUCGGAAAUUGAUGGCUUCUGAUGAGGGAGAUGCCAUAAGGAAGAGAGCUGCUAAACUUGGCGAUGAUGUUAGGCGGUCGGUAGAAAAAGGUGGAGUAACACGCAUGGAGAUAGAUUCAUUUAUUGCUCAUAUUACUAGAUAG
Molecule: messenger RNA, 630 nt
Organism: Lactuca virosa
Lineage: Eukaryota; Viridiplantae; Streptophyta; Magnoliopsida; Asterales; Asteraceae
Source: the annotation of a GenBank genome assembly